Striga asiatica is the source of this 669-nucleotide messenger RNA. The record is from the annotation of a GenBank genome assembly. NCBI's taxonomy places the organism in Eukaryota, Viridiplantae, Streptophyta, Magnoliopsida, Lamiales, Orobanchaceae.
AUGCCUUUGGAGGCUUUCCGUGAUUCAAACAGACCAUACCCAAGGUCUCUAAUUUUACCUGCUAAUGGGAGCGGAGCUAAUUUGGAGGCUUUAGUCUCGCGCAACUUGCUCAGAGACGAAGAACGCAUGAAUCCAAUUCCCCACAUUGCAGAACUAAAUCCAAAUUUUGGUCCAAACAGUCAUGGCAUCCGUAAUAUGGAGCCUUACAUCAGCCUGCCUUCAACCUCCAUGUCAUUUUCUGGCAACAGCUGUAUGAAUAUUUUUCAAAAUGAUGAUACGUUUCCUCAUUUAUUUCAAGACGAACAGAAGGAGAAAAAAAAGCAGCAGCCAGGAAAUUUUAAAGGUCCUAAAGAGCUAUGCAAGACGAAACCGAACUGUCGGGCUUCAUCUUAUGCUAAAGUAAAGAAGGAGCGUGGCCCUCUUACACCAAGCCCAAAGAAAAAAAGAGUAGAUCGUAAUCAAGAGAACAUCCAGCAGCAGCAGGAGGUUAUUGAUAAAAUAUUGUGGAACGAGUUUCAAGCCCGUAAUACACUGAUAACAUCAAUGGUUGAGAAAUAUGGGCUUCAGAAUGAGCUGCAAAAGCCGAUUUUACAUUCAACUCCCCAGUUCAGGGGGUUUAAUUUGUCGCCACCGAAGCAGAUAAAAUCAUUAGAGAAGGCCAUCGAUUGA